AUGUCUGUCGGUGAAAUGGAUCGCGGUGAUAUUAGACGUGGUAUCGUUUCUUCGCCUACAAAUACGAAAUCGACAGUGGAAUAUACUAUAGAAUCGACGACAACUUAUUCAACAUCGAAAGAAAUCUCUUAG
Molecule: messenger RNA, 132 nt
Organism: Ambispora gerdemannii
Lineage: Eukaryota; Fungi; Glomeromycota; Glomeromycetes; Archaeosporales; Ambisporaceae
Source: the annotation of a GenBank genome assembly